Molecule: messenger RNA, 1104 nt
Organism: Lathyrus sativus (Indian pea)
Lineage: Eukaryota; Viridiplantae; Streptophyta; Magnoliopsida; Fabales; Fabaceae
Source: the annotation of a GenBank genome assembly
AUGAGUUCGUUGAACUUGCAGGUGAGAAUAAUGAUGAAGAGAAAAAGAUCCCCCAAAUCGCUACCUCCACCACCUUCAACCCCUCCAACACCCCAAACCCAAUCCCGCCACUCCACCAACCUCUCCAAAUCCCGCCUAUGGAUCCCUCUCAACCUAACCCGACAAGAGCUCUCACUACCCCUCACCUUCCCCACCGGUCAAACCUUCCGAUGGAAAAACACCGCUCCUUUCCAAUACACAGGCGUCGUCGGAUCCCACCUCGUAUCCCUCAAACACCUCCAAAACGGCGACGUUUGCUACUCCCUUCACUCCCAAUCAAACGAUGACGCCGAAACGGCAUUGCUCGAUUUCUUAAACGCAGACGUUUCUCUCGCUGACACGUGGGAGGUUUUCUCGGCUAAUGAUGAAAGAUUUGCGGAAUUAGCGCAACAUUUGGGUGGUGCUAGGGUUUUGAGACAAGAUCCGUUUGAGUGCUUGAUUCAGUUCAUGUGUUCUUCCAAUAAUCACAUUAGUAGAAUCACAAAAAUGGUUGAUUAUGUUUCGUCUCUUGGGACUUAUUUAGGUCACGUUGAAGGAUUUGAUUUUCACGCCUUCCCUACUCUUCACCAGCUUUCUUUGGUUUCUGAACAACAACUCAGAGACGCUGGUUUUGGUUACAGGGCUAAGUAUAUAGUUGGCACUGUAAAUGCUUUGCAAUCAAAACCUGAAGGUGGAGAAGAAUGGCUUCAUUCUCUUAGGAAAUUGGAUCUUCAAGAUGUUAUAUCUCAACUUUCCAUGUUACCUGGAGUGGGUCCUAAAGUGGCUGCUUGCAUAGCUCUCUACUCCCUUGAUCAACACCAUGCCAUUCCCGUUGAUGUUCAUGUCUGGCGGAUUGCCCAAAAAUAUCUCUUACCUGAGCUUGCAGGUUCUAAGUUGACGCUGAAGCUCUGCAAUCGUGUUGCAGAGGCAUUUGUAACAAAAUAUGGUAAAUAUGCCGGCUGGGCUCAAGCUGUUUUAUUUAUUGCUGAGUUGCCUUCACAAAAGGCCAUCCUACCCUUACAUUUGAGGGCUACCAAACAGCCGAAGCCCACCAAGAUAGAAAACAGUGAAGAAGAAUCUGAGUGA